AUGUCGCCCAAGGCGGCAGACCUCUACAACGUGAAUGGGCUCGUGGCCGUUGUGACCGGGGGCAGUACGAGCAUCGGUCUUGCGAUCACGAAAGCGCUUGCUCAGAACGGAGCAAAGAGAGUGUACAUCGUCGGCCGGCGGAGGGAGAAGCUGGAGGCCGCCGCCGAGGAGCUCGCCGUCGACGGCAACGUCGUCCCGCUCGUGGGCGAGGUCACCUCCAAGGAGUCGCUCGCCGAAAUUGCGCGCCAGGUCGAGGACGACGCCGGGUACGUCCACCUGCUCGUGGCCAACGCCGGCAUCACGGGCCCGAAGAUCCGUCCCGCUCUCGACCCGGCCACGGGCUCGAUCGACGACUUCGUCGAGCGCGCCUGGAGCACGCCCGCGAGCGACUUCGUCCGCGCCUUCGACGUCAACGUCGCGGCCGUCCACUACUCCGUCCUCGCCUUCCUGCGGCUGCUCGACAGGGGCAACCGCGCCCACAACCAGUUCCGCGACGGGGUCGCCUCGCAGGUCGUCGCCGUGAGCGCCGUCCCCGGCUGCGCCCGGCUCAAGGCCGCCAGCUUCGCCUACGGCAGCUCAAAGGCCGCGCUCGCGCACCUGAUGAAGCACCUGUCCGUGUGGUGUGCGCGCUGGAACAUCCGAUGCAACGUCGUCGCCCCGGGCUCCCUGUCGUCCCUGGGCCUCUCCCAUCAUUUCAUGAUUCCCAUUCCCCUGCCGGACUUGGACGACGAGGAAGACGGCUGA
Verruconis gallopava is the source of this 744-nucleotide messenger RNA. RefSeq lists its product as uncharacterized. The record is from RefSeq and is a predicted model, not a curated record. The transcript is spliced from 2 exons. Gene Ontology annotation, molecular function: oxidoreductase activity. NCBI's taxonomy places the organism in Eukaryota, Fungi, Ascomycota, Dothideomycetes, Venturiales, Sympoventuriaceae. Bases 1 to 744 code for a protein of 247 amino acids.